CACGGGUCCGAAGACUAGUGAUCGCCCAUGGCCCGCUAUGUUGCGGAUCCGAACCCUGGCGUCCAUGAUCCUGGAACCUGCCCCCUGCACCGUUCUGGGCCUUGCAGACAACGUCUUGAUGCUACUGUGGGAGGUACAGUAGGGCCGGCAUCCACGAGGUCGGGUCCUGGUUAGCGUCGAUAUUCUGAAUAUGUAUCCUGCGGUCCCCUGCGUUGGCCGUGUUGGUGAUGCUGGGUCUCUCCUUGUGCGUCUUGUUGCCGUCAACUUGCUCGACAUUUCGUCCAUUCCGCUCUCUUCGAGGUCCGCAGAGCCUCGCCAACAGCUGUCAAUAUGGUCGGCCUUUUGAUCCCGGCCCACUACAAGGCCGUGAAACCGGACCCGAACGACAUGAACAUUGCGAGUAUUGCUUGGGGCGUCUCCAUGGGCGUCUGCAUUUUCACCGCCGCCAAGGGAGCGAGGCAGACCAUCAACUCAUGGAAGCGAGGCCGGAAGAUGAACCCGUAUAUCAUUUUGUUGUGGAUGGAAUGGUCCAGCAGUACCAUCAUGAGCGCCCUGGUGUGGUCUUAUCUACGAGGAUACAUCGAGCCCGGCUUUAUUUUCUUUUUCAUGGUUGUGUUGCUCUGGUCAAUUCAGAUCCAAGCCCUAAUUCAAGUCAUCAUCAACCGAAUCGCUAUUCUCAUGGUCAAUCGACAAAACGCAAAGAAGCUCAAGAUCAUUGCAUUCUUGAUUAUGCUGGCCAUCAACAUCAGCGUCUUUUGUGUAUGGGUUCCUGCCCGCCUGCAGAUUACAAAUACUUGGAUAAAAGUCAACAACAUCUGGGAUCGAAUUGAAAAGGUCAUUUUCCUUCUUGUCGACGCCGGCCUCAACCUCUACUUUAUCUACCUGGUUCGAACCCGCCUUAUCGCUAACGGACUGACCAAGUAUGGUCGCCUGUUCCGAUUUAACCUUGGCAUGAUUGGUCUGUCAAUGACCAUGGAUAUCCUCCUUAUUGCGAUGAUGUCACUUCCUAACGACAUUGUCUACCUCCAGUUCCAUCCCCUUGCGUACCUCGUCAAGCUUCACAUCGAGAUGAACAUGGCCGAACUCAUUACCAAGGUCGUCAAGGCCAGUAACCCCUCUGGUUACGCCGACUACUCCGGCUCCCGUUCCCAGCCUACCAACGGCAAGAGCUCGAGUCGGGGCCAGACAGUUAACAGCAAGCAUAUGCGCUCGGUUUUCCCCGAUGGAAACACCACCUAUAUCCAGGGCGGAGGAGACGACAUCCAGAUGCCGCAAAGAGAACACGGUGGAAUUCAGAAGACGACUACAACCCAGGUUGUGGUGAAGUCUCAGUCGGGAUACGACGAGCAGGACUUGGCUAGCGAGUCGAGUUCGACACAUCAGCUGAAAAGGGAGCCUUUUGCUCUGUGAACACCAAGGAUACCAUCUACACACGGUGUUGGAAGAUUUUGUGACAGGAUUACAGCUUGAACAAUUAAUGUUGAUGGAGCCUAUAAACGGAUAGAGCGACUUUCUCUGCUUCGCAAUUAGAUGCCUCGGCAACGACCUCGAAAACGAUACCCAACGGGAUAUUUUGAUAGAAUCAUAAGACUACUAGACGUACUUAAUGCAAUGGAAAAC
Molecule: messenger RNA, 1620 nt
Organism: Ilyonectria robusta
Lineage: Eukaryota; Fungi; Ascomycota; Sordariomycetes; Hypocreales; Nectriaceae
Exons: 4
Coding region: 331-1410 (359 amino acids)
Source: RefSeq, a predicted model, not a curated record